This is a messenger RNA of Suillus fuscotomentosus, 1551 nucleotides long. Its product is annotated as Pkinase-domain-containing protein. NCBI's taxonomy places the organism in Eukaryota, Fungi, Basidiomycota, Agaricomycetes, Boletales, Suillaceae. The transcript has 4 exons. Gene Ontology annotation, biological process: intracellular signal transduction; intracellular monoatomic cation homeostasis; protein phosphorylation. The record is from RefSeq and is a predicted model, not a curated record. Gene Ontology annotation, molecular function: ATP binding; protein serine/threonine kinase activity. Bases 1 to 1551 code for a protein of 516 amino acids.
AUGCUGGUUCUUGACUCAGCAGAUACCGCUCAGAGCGAGGGCGAAGGCCCUGAUGGCUCAGACAAGCCCCCGCUUGAUGGCACUACUCUACACACUUACCCCCAUCCCAAUUCUUUCGUCAACGGUACCACGUACCACUCGACUUCGCAUAUGCAACCGCCCAAGGUAGUCAAGGGUGGAACCCCACGCUCGGCAACGCCCUCCGUAACAGAUUCGCCCUCACCAUCGGAGAGCGAGAAUUGGAGUGCUCCUUCAACCCGUCCUCCAAGUCAGGCUGUAAGCCGGGCUCCUAGUAUGUCGGGCGGUGUCUCAGGCAACAGACUAACCGUACCGAAUACGUCAAAGACUCCUCAGAAGGGCAAACCUCUGCCGUCAGAGAAACCACCUACCAGCCGCUCGAGGGCACCAUCCAACGCUCACUCGGACAGUGGACAGAAAUUCACUCUCAAAGAUCUCAUCACUGCGUCUGCACCUAAACUCUCACGCAAGUCUUCUGCCCGCUCAACUAGCAGCAAGAAGUCAGAUUCCGACGUGGAUCGAAAAUCGGUUGGUGGUGAGAGUACAGCCAGUUUAACGCAGAAGUACGGUGUUUGCCAAAAGGUUGCUAUUGGCAAGGGGGCCACUUCUGUCGUCCGCCUAGCCCACAAAUGGGAUAGAAGUGAAGAGAAGCUGUACGCUGUCAAGCCUUUGGUGGCUGGUGCUCAUCACGUCUUUUAUAUCAAGGAGUUCCGCAAAAGACGAAAGAAUGAAUCAGAAAAGGAGUACGUCAAGAAACUCACUGCAGAGUUUUGUAUUUCCUCCACGCUGCACCAUAUCAACAUAGUUGAGACAGUGGAUCUCGUUCAGGACGAGAACCAACAUUGGUGCGAGGUUAUGGAAUUUUGCCCUGGUGGAGAUCUCUACGCUGCAAUCAAGAAGGGUGGUAUGUCGCCCAGUGAAGUCGAAUGCUGCUUCAAGCAGAUGCUUUCGGGUGUUUCGUAUCUCCACAGUCAAGGCGUCGCACAUCGUGAUAUCAAACCGGAGAAUCUCUUUUUCGACACCAAGGGCCAUCUGAAGAUCGGCGACUAUGGCGCAUCGACUGUAUACCGCCUGCCAUGGGAAGCGACAAUUCACAUGUCGACGGGGCUUUGCGGUAGCGAGCCGUACAUUGCCCCAGAGCAAUUUUUAGGCAAACCAUACGACGCCCGUUUAGUUGACAUAUGGGCGUGCGGUAUUGUGUAUUAUUGCCUUCACUUCCAAGAGAUGCCCUGGCGUGCUGCUCAAAUGUCCGACACGCUCUAUGCGGCGUAUGUCGCAGCCUGUGCAGUUCCCCACAAAGACAAGGAUAAAGACAAGGAUGUCGUUUUCCCACCGACUAUCAACAACCUGAGCCCACGGGCGUGCCGCAGUUUAAUCCGGAGGAUGCUUGAGCCAGACCCGAAACUACGUUCUCCGAUAGAGGACAUCGUGGCGCAUUCAUGGGUGCAGGGUAUAGAAGUUUGUCAUGCUGUAGCAAAACCCACGCACGUGCAUGUGCAUGCGAUGCAGCAAGCGCAGAUCAUAUCAUCAUGA